This is a messenger RNA of Suillus clintonianus, 885 nucleotides long. RefSeq lists its product as uncharacterized. The record is from RefSeq and is a predicted model, not a curated record. The coding region runs from base 1 to 885 and encodes 294 amino acids. Lineage: Eukaryota; Fungi; Basidiomycota; Agaricomycetes; Boletales; Suillaceae. The transcript has 4 exons.
AUGAUCGCACAUAUCGAUUUUGAUCGAGUGUCUGAAUCUACAUCUAGGUCUACAUCUAGGACUGCUAAGAAUGUAUCAAGACUCCAUGCUCAUUUACCCUGGGGGGAAUUCUCAAGCCCCCCGUCAUCUCCUACUGGAAUUCCCUACUCGGAUAUUCAGGUUGAUGCUCUGAGUCAACCAUCCACAGUACUGGUACUUGAUCCUACUAGUCAUGGUAGUACUGACCCGGAGUCAUGGCAUAAAUCACUCUCUGCCGCGUCAUCCGCUGUCAGGGUCCAUACUAGUACCUACCCAGUGGGGGCGAUCUCUCCCAGUCUCAGGCUCGCAUCAGACGAGGAAUCAGAUCCUGAUGUGGAGGUGGCUGCACUCAAGCCGCUUCCUAGCUAUCAAGGAGUAUUGUGUUCAGACAAGGAAUCAAAAAAUCAAAGAGCUGUCGCAAUAAGAACAAACACCAAAGUAGGCCAGGCUUCUUGCACUGCAACUCGUCAGACUUGCAAGAGGAAGAUUGAUAGUAUCGAUGGUGUCGACGCUGAACAUGGUGGUAAAGAGAACAUACCUCUCAGUGAUGCCCCGGCUACUGUCAAGCGUAUCUGCCGGGAGAAAACUGGCACUGACUGGUCAUCGGUCCUCGAUAUUGUUGAGUAUGGUGAAGAGCGGCGCAGGCAGAGCGAAGGUACGGUCGCUCAAGCUGUCACGUCAGUGGCGGAGGAAGAUUUACGGCUGAGUGUAGAAUCAUCGACAGACGAAAAUAGCCGUUCCUUCGCUUAUUUCGUUGAGGGGCAGAUGGAGACUGCAGGAGAGAUUGGCGUGGUACCAGUGCAAGCCGAGAUUGAGCAAGUGGGAUGGGUUGACCAGCGUGAAGCGGGACCUGCCCCGGACGCAUGA